This is a messenger RNA of Alternaria arborescens, 963 nucleotides long. RefSeq lists its product as hypothetical. The coding region runs from base 1 to 963 and encodes 320 amino acids. Lineage: Eukaryota; Fungi; Ascomycota; Dothideomycetes; Pleosporales; Pleosporaceae. The transcript has a single exon. The record is from RefSeq and is a predicted model, not a curated record.
AUGAAUUCCACACUUGCCAUCCCUCCUCCGGAGAUUCGCACGCGCAUCGUUGGUAUGAAGUCCAGGAUGGUCCUCUACAGCCACGAGAGGGACUACAAUUCUCUCAACCAUGUAGAUACGACGGUACCAUACGAUGACCAAUACUGGUAUAUCAAGCCUGGAGAAGGCAAACAAGCCGGUCGCUACCUGAUCGUAAGCUAUCGAACAAACCGUGCCCUCUUUGUCAAUCCUAGCAACGGUGACGGUCGGCACGUCGGAACCUUCGAGCCAGUUGGCAGUUAUCCGGACCACUACUUCGAUCUGAAAGAGCAACAAGGCCAAGGCUUUAGAGCCGGUCAAUUUCGCCUCCACGCUCCUUCCAGUGACGGCGUCAUGUUCUCCCGAACCGACAUGGAACCUCAGUUAGGCUGCAUCAGCAUCAAAGAUAAAGAGUACGACGACCAAUGGUUCACUUUUGAAAUCGAGCCUCUAGAAUUCGUCGGGAUCGAAUAUGACCUGAAAAAGGCAGUCAUCAGGAGCGUACAACCCAAAGGCAUCUUUUCUCAAGAAGGUUCAAACGACAACGACAAAGAAAACCAGUCACAAAGCAUGUCCAUCAGCGAGACAACCGAGCAACAAUCGACUUUUGAAACGGAAGCAGGUCUCGAAAUAGGCGUUACCACGUCCUUCAGUUGCGGGGUACCUGUCUUAGCUGAGGGCAAAGUCGAAGUUAGCGCCAAGGUGCACACCAAUCUUAAGUGGGGGAGUACGAAUACGAUGACGCAGUCAUGGCAGGCUACUGUGAACUUGGUCAUACCACCACGUAGUAAGAUGAGGGUCACAGCGACAGUGACGCAGACGCUUAUGGAUGUGCCUUUUACGGUGACGUGGAAGUCUAAGUCGGGCAAAAAGAUAACGGACAAGGGGACAUUCACGGGGCUCAGUAGCUCGGACUUGUCGACCCGCUUCUUUCCUGUCAAAUAA